Ziziphus jujuba (common jujube) is the source of this 2850-nucleotide messenger RNA. Its product is annotated as histone-lysine N-methyltransferase SUVR4. The record is from RefSeq and is a predicted model, not a curated record. The coding region runs from base 481 to 2640 and encodes 719 amino acids. The transcript is spliced from 10 exons. NCBI's taxonomy places the organism in Eukaryota, Viridiplantae, Streptophyta, Magnoliopsida, Rosales, Rhamnaceae. Gene Ontology annotation, molecular function: zinc ion binding; histone methyltransferase activity; protein binding. Gene Ontology annotation, cellular component: nucleus.
UAACGAAGUAAGUCUCACUUCUCGGAUCGAUAAUCGGAAUCCCAUUGGCCAUCCCAUCAUUAAAAAAUUAUUCCUCUACCUUCCACCUCAUGAGGUUUCCAUGAACCAUCACCCAUUUCAACACAGUCCCAACACUCAAAAACUAAAACCACGCCAAAUUUUGAGUCGGAAAUCAAACCACUCACGUUUCAGCAAGUCACUGUUUUCCCAAUACAAUUACGUUUUGUAAUCGAAAUAUUUUCACCAUAGUUCAUCAAAAUUCAGAGACCCUGGUGUGGGAAAAUUCCCAGUUACCACGACGACGGCGGCGUAGCGAUCAUUUUCCGAGAAUUUUGUCUCGUCGCCUCGAAAAGUAGAGGUGUACAGACAAGAAAAUCUUGUAUCGCUUUUUUAAUGUAGAUUUUUGCCUGGCAGAAACCAGGAACAUGGGGUACCACCACCAAGUAGCUAGUGUUUGAGUUAGUAUCAGAUAUAGUGUUUAUGGCUUCCAGUUCUAGAAUUAACCAGGCCUUCAUGGCAACAAGGGCAUUAGGAAUUCCUGAUGAAGAGGUGAAACCACUUUUGAAGCAGCUGUUGAAAGUAUAUGAUAAAAAUUGGGAAUUAAUUGAGGAAGACAACUAUCGGACGCUUUUAGAUGCAUAUUUUGAGCUUAAGGAGAAUAAGGGAGUAGAAGAUAAAAGUAGGAUUAAAGGUGAUGCAGAGCAUAAGCGGUCUGAUAAACCAUCUAAAAGACUGCAUGUGGCAGAACAAGAAAAUCAAACUUCAUCUAUCAUGGAUGAACCUAGCAGAGCAUUGGAUUUGGAAGAAAGUGAAAUGCCUCAAACAACUUCAAAACUGGAAAUCAAGGACCGUUCUCAACCAUGUUUAGCUGAUAGUAGAACUGACUCUGGAUCUCAACUUAUCCGAUCAAAAUUCACUGACAAAGGAAAGCAACCCAUUUUAUCUCAUGUUCCCUCUGGAUGUAGAAAAUCAAAUUCCAAGAAGCCAUUAUCUGCACAAGAGCAAGCAAAUAAACCAAGUUGCAUUUGUAUUGAAAGAGAAAAUAUGUCAAGUAAAGUCCAGAGGAGAGAGUUGAUAAAGCCAAAAGCUGAGCAACCUGUUGCUGGCUUACCACUUUCUGGUAAACCUAUUUCUAUGACCAAUUCAGGUCUUCCACGUUCAUCUGAGAAAUCGAAUGGAGAUCGUUCUGUCAAACCUCUGAUAUCAAAGUAUGAGAAUAUGCACAAGAAAGAUGUUUGCUCCGCACACAACUACAAUGGAAAUUGUAAGACUAAUCUUAAUAUUGCUUCUUCACCUUUAGGAGAAGUGAAAAUUUUGUUGAACUGCGACUCUGCACUUGGACAAAGAAACUUCCAGAUACCAAGAUUUGAUGAAGUUCUGAAUUUUGUGGAGGAUAAAUAUAUCAGAUCAUACAAGAUUGUAAAACCUCAAUUUUCUGUGAUGAAGUUAUUGAAAGAUUUAUGUGAGAGUUUUUUGAAGCUGGCUACUGAUUCUCCUGAUAUUUCUUUUCCUAUUAGUUCCUCUGCUGGAGUUCUUAAAAAUUGUUGUGAUGGUUCCAUAACAUAUUUAAAUGGUAACGAUUCAGAUUCUUCCAAGUAUUCAAGUGAACAUAAUUUGGAGUUUCACAGCAAAUCAUUCAAUCAUAAUGGGAAGAGGCCAUCACAAUAUCUUGAUGAUAUUACAAAAGGGUCAGAAAAGGUGAAAAUAUCGUUGACAAAUGAAUUUGGCAAUGAGCAUCUUCCAAAGUUUAAUUACAUUCCACACAAUGUAAUAUACCAAAAUGCUAAUGUAAAUAUUUCGUUGGCUCGGAUUGUUGAUGAGGAUUGUUGUUCAAGUUGUUCAGGGGAUUGUCUUUCAUCAUCAAUACCAUGUGCUUGUGCUCGUGAAACUGGUGGAGAAUUUGCCUACACACAACAAGGCCUUCUGAGAGAAGAUUUUCUGCGAGCUUGUUUGUCCAUGAAAAAGGAUCCACAAGAACAUCACUUUGUUUAUUGUCAAGAUUGCCCAAUAGAGAGGUCUAAUAAUGAGUCCAUGCCUGAGCAAUGCAAGGGUCAUUUGGUCAGAAAGUUCAUUAAAGAAUGCUGGAGAAAAUGUGGAUGUGACAUGCAAUGUGGAAACCGAGUGGUGCAACGAGGUAUUACAUGCAAAUUGCAGGUAUUCUUGACUUGUGAAGGAAAAGGCUGGGGUCUCAGAACGCUAGAGGUUUUGCCUAAGGGAACAUUCGUAUGUGAAUAUGUUGGAGAAGUACUAACGAACUUGGAGUUGUAUGAUCGGAAUUUGAAAAGUAGUGGUAAUGAAAGACAUACAUACCCGGUAACACUUGAUGCAGAUUGGGGCUCAGAAGGAAUUUUGAGGGAUGAGGAGGCACUUUGUCUGGAUGCAACAUUUCAUGGAAAUGUUGCAAGGUUUAUCAAUCAUAGAUGCUCUGAUGGAAACUUGGUUGAAAUUCCAGUUGAAGUGGAGACUCCUGAUCGGCAUUAUUAUCAUCUUGCCUUUUUUACAACCAGACAAGUGUCUGCCAUGGAAGAGCUGACUUGGGACUAUGGGAUUGACUUUGAUGACCGCAGUCAUCCUGUGAAGGCAUUUCGGUGUCGUUGUAAAAGUUCAUUCUGUCGAGACAAGAAAAGGAAAAGAAAGUAAGUCUUGACUAUAAAACUACAGACAACAGCCACUGAAUUUGAUUGCUCAUAAGUAAAUUCACUCUUCUGCAGGAAGUAAGUCUUGAUUAUAAAACUUCCGACAACAACCACUGACUGGUGGACUGAUUCCAAUUUGUCAAAUCUACCACAUCCCAUUACAUGCUUGCGCUUCUUGCUUCAGAAUUAUAGAAACAUUUUUUUUUUUUUUUUU